Daldinia loculata is the source of this 1107-nucleotide messenger RNA. RefSeq names its product UBC-like protein. NCBI's taxonomy places the organism in Eukaryota, Fungi, Ascomycota, Sordariomycetes, Xylariales, Hypoxylaceae. The record is from RefSeq and is a predicted model, not a curated record. The coding region runs from base 113 to 1039 and encodes 308 amino acids. The transcript is spliced from 3 exons.
CUGCCAUUUGGCGACGCAUAAAGGACUAGAGACCCAAGAUGUCUCAACGUCUCAGUUGCUUCUUCCAUCUUCAACAUUGAAUGUAUUCGCCUCUACUCUGCGAGGUGAUAAGAUGACCCCUUCUAAAUUUAAUGCGCUACCGGCGCUGAGAAAACAGCAUCUCUUGGUCGAGUUCGCUGGACUUAAACAGACCUACCCCGAAGGCGUUUUUGUAAGCCUCACUCCUGGCGACCCUAAUCUUUGGUCCGGAGUACUUUUCGUUCGGGAUGGUCCUUAUGCUCCCGCCGUGCUACGAUUCCAGAUCUCCUUUCCCGACUUAUAUCCUAAACUACCGCCACUAGUUACCUUCUCGACCGAUAUGUUUCACCCCUUAAUUACACCUCUGAGCACCUACAUGUAUUCGACCGACGUUCACGAUAACGGUACCGUAAGUGCAACCGAUGCGGAGCGGUUACCGCCCGGAGGAUUUAGCUUGAGGCAUGGAUUUCCCGGCUGGUUUAGGCGCUCAAGCCGGGGCCAAAAUACUGGUAGUGGUCGGCAGUCUAGCGGACAGCAGGAUGAACAACAUACGCCUCAUCGACCACCUCCUCCGUCGAUGAGUAGUGCAGGCACGCCCGGGUCUAAGGGAUCUGCUGUUGGUACAUCACCUGGGUUUGCCGAGACGAAUAGAAAGGAAACUUCUGCUUAUGAGGUCCUUCGAUAUAUACGUAGCACCUUCAGCGACGAAGACGUGUUGGACUCUAUCCCUCUCGAGGCUGCCGGAAAUCCCGGUGCCUGGCACGCUUGGCGGACAUAUCGCAUUGACAAUGGGAAGGAAUUCUCCGAUACCUCUAAUAAUACUGACCUGACAGAUGCCAAUCCUGUAUCUAAAGAGACACCCGAUUCUCCAAGGAGGCCAGGGGAAUGGAAUUGGGAAGGUGUAUGGGAAGAAAGGGUCAAGAAAGCUGUGACUGCAAGUCUGUCCGAACCUGUCUUAUUUGGUGGAGUGGGUGCUGCUGACGAUGUUGUAAGUUUGACCCCUAUUCACUUUACACCUUGAAUAUCUAAGGUAAGCAUGCGCAGCUACUAAUGCCCGGCUACUCAGAUUCGCUUUAUGAAUAUGGAGGA